Coffea eugenioides is the source of this 696-nucleotide messenger RNA. RefSeq lists its product as uncharacterized. The transcript has a single exon. The record is from RefSeq and is a predicted model, not a curated record. The coding region runs from base 1 to 696 and encodes 231 amino acids. NCBI's taxonomy places the organism in Eukaryota, Viridiplantae, Streptophyta, Magnoliopsida, Gentianales, Rubiaceae.
AUGACUAAGAAAAAGAAGUUAGUAGAUAGUGAGACAAUUGCAUUAACAAAAGAAUGUAGUGUCAUUAUACAAAAUAAAUUGCCUCCAAAGUUGAAAGAUCCAGGGAGUUUCGUAGUUCCUUGCACUAUUAGUAAUGUUGAAUUCUCUAAAGUACUUUGUGACCUUAGUGCAAGUGUUUCAUUGAUACCUUUAAUUGUGAUUAGGCAAUUGGGAUUGAAAGAAUUAAAGCGUACUAACAUUUCAUUGCAAUUGGUUGACAGGUCUAUUAGAUAUCCAAUGGGCAUAUUGGAGAAUGUGCUCAUUAAAGUACAGAAAUUCAUUAUUCCUAUUGAUUUUGUUGUUUUAGAUAUGGAGGAGGAUGUCAAUGUACCUAUUAUAUUUGGUAGACCAUUUCUGGCCACCGUAGGUACAAUAAUAGAUGUUAAACGUGGUAAGUUCAAGUUUCAAAUUGGUGAAGAGGAAGUGGAGUUUGAUUUGAGUAAAGUGGAGAAGUAUCCCUCUUUUACUGACCAUGUUUAUUCUAUUGAUAUAUGUGAUGAAUUGGCGUCAGAGAUGAGUCAAGUUAAUCUUGAUGAUGAUUCUCUUGAAUUUUGUCUUAAUGGUGUAGGCUUACAAGAGGAACAAGUUGAAGAAAUGACUGAAUUUUUGCAGGCACAAGUUCCUUACAAAAGGAGAAAUGCGUAUGAGGAGUUAUGA